AUGGCGAACGACGACGUGACCGGGGGCUCGGGCUCCGGGGCGCUCCGCGAGGACAUGAUCUCCAACGCGGUCGCCUUCCUCAAGCACCCGCAGGUCACGUCCAGCCCCGAGGCACAGAAGAGACAAUUCCUGGAGAAGAAGGGCCUGAGCGCCGAGGAGAUCGACGAGGCGUUCAAGCGCGCGCCGCAGCCCGCGCCCGCGCCCGCGCCCGCUUCCCCCGUCGCGCCCCCCGCCGCGUCCGUCUCUCCCGCGAGGGACGACGCCGAGCCCAAGAGCGGCGGCGGCGGCGGGUUGAGGUGGACGCAGGUGGUGUCGCGCACCGCGAUGGCCAUCGGCGCGCUGGGCGUGCUCACCCGCGGGUUCAACCGCGGCGGGGCGGCCGGAUCCGCCGGCGCGGGGAGUUCCGAUGCCCGCGCCGACGCCGACCGCGCGUCGUCCCUUCGCGAGACCGAACGCAGGCUGGAGGAGGCUCGCGUCGCCGCCGAGCGCAGCGCCAAGGAAGCCGCGGCAUCCCGCGCGCGAUCGGACGAGCUCGCGCGGUCCCUGGACGACGUCAGGGGCGCGAUGGAACGCGCCGCAGCCGCCGGCGCAAACACGCCCACCGCCGUCGCCGCCGCGCUCGACGGGAUCAAGCGCGAACUGCGCGACGAGCUGCGGGGCGUCGUCGCCGCGGCGGUCGCGGACGCCACCGCGAGUGCCAUCGCGACGACGCCGAAGGGGAGAGACGGACGGACCCCGGGGGGGUCGGAAGGAGGGGCGACGAACGACGCGAUGCCCGAGUCGGUGCGGGAGGAACUCGCGCAGAUUCGCGCGAUGCUGCUCGCGUCGCCCCUCCGCGAGACGCCGCCGCCGCCCGCCGGAGCGACCGCCGCGCCCGGGGACGCGCGAUACGCGGAUACCGCGGACGACGACGCCGACGUCCUCGUACCGCCGUCGAAGACCACCCCGAGGGCCGCGCUGGCGUCGUCGUCGUCGGCGAUUGGCCAAAAAGGGGACGAAAAGGACGUCGCCGAACCCGGGGUUGAAAAGCGGGAUCGAGCGACGCCGACGCCGCCGCCCGGGGACGCGCCGCCGCAUCCCCCGAGCUACAUGCACGUGCUGGAGAUGCUGGAGAAGGGCCAGACGCCGCCGGGGAUACGCGACAUCGACGAUAAGCCGCCCGAUCCGGACGCGAGGAUACCCGCCGCGACGAUGUCCCGCAGGCGCAAGCCGUGGGAAAAAUCGGGGGUGGCGUUGAACGGCGGCGGGGACACAGCUGGCGGCGGGGACACAGCUGGCGGCGCGUUGGGUUCGCCGCUCUCCGCGAACGGGAGCACGGUCGAGGGUGGGGUGGGCGGGUGGAGGCCGCCGUCGGUGCCGUCGAUGUCGCCGGACGUGUCCAAGGUGCUGAUGGGCAGGCACGGGGUCGGGAUCCCGGGCACGGGCGGCGGCGGAUCGCGGUCCGAUCGCGGGGGCUGGCUCGCGCCGGGGACCCCCGAGUCGGAGAUCCAGCCGGCUCCCGGGGACCUCACGCCGCUCAAGCCGUCGUUCGAUCGGUGA
Messenger RNA from Micromonas commoda, 1539 nucleotides. RefSeq lists its product with no specific name. Gene Ontology annotation, molecular function: signaling receptor binding. The record is from RefSeq and is a predicted model, not a curated record. The coding region runs from base 1 to 1539 and encodes 512 amino acids. Gene Ontology annotation, cellular component: peroxisomal membrane; peroxisomal importomer complex. The transcript is spliced from 2 exons. NCBI's taxonomy places the organism in Eukaryota, Viridiplantae, Chlorophyta, Mamiellophyceae, Mamiellales, Mamiellaceae. Gene Ontology annotation, biological process: protein import into peroxisome matrix, docking.